Molecule: messenger RNA, 3731 nt
Organism: Dipodomys spectabilis (banner-tailed kangaroo rat)
Lineage: Eukaryota; Metazoa; Chordata; Mammalia; Rodentia; Heteromyidae
Product: solute carrier family 35 member E2A
Exons: 10
Coding region: 230-1423 (397 amino acids)
Cellular component (GO): Golgi apparatus
Molecular function (GO): antiporter activity
Source: RefSeq, a predicted model, not a curated record
GCGGCGGCGGCGGCGGGCGGACGGCCGCGGAGACGCCGGGACCGGAAGACGCAGGAUAAGAAUUGCUUUUCUCUGAGAGCAACUAAGAAAGAACAGACUGGAAAGCCGGGAACCAGGACUGGCCUGAAUGUUCAUUCACACUUCCCGGGGCCAUGGUCCUGCAGGCUGGGACUCACGCCUGACUCAUGCCGUCUGCCCCUGAGCUCCACCCCUCAGCCCAGGCCUCGGCAUGGCGUCCUCCACAAAGCCUCAGGUGCUGCCAGAGGUGGUGCCUGGCUCUGAGGAGGAGCAGAAGGGGAAGCCUCUGGGCUCCUGGGGCUCUCUUUUUGGCCACCGGAGUGAGAAGGUUGUGUUUGCGAAGGGCGGGGCCCCGGAGGAGAGCCUGCUCACCGUCACCCUCACCGAGACCACCGUCAUCGAGUCGGGCCUGGGCGUGUGGAGCUCGCGGGCGCUCCUCUACCUCACGCUCUGGUUCUUCUUCAGCUUCUGCACGCUCUUCCUCAACAAGUACAUCUUAUCCCUGCUGGAGGGGGAGCCCAGCAUGCUAGGCGCUGUGCAAAUGCUGUCCACCACACUCAUCGGAUGUGUCAAGAUAUUUGUCCCUUGCUGCUUGUAUCAGCACAAGCCCCGGCCCUCGUACCCGCCCAACUUCAUCAUGACCAUGCUCUUCGUGGGCCUGAUGAGGUUUGCGACCGUGGUGUUGGGGCUGGUGAGCCUGAAGAACGUGGCGGUUUCCUUCGCUGAGACAGUGAAGAGCUCCGCGCCCAUCUUCACGGUGAUCCUGUCUCGGAUGAUCCUGGGGGAGUACACAGGGCUGCUGGUCAACCUGUCCCUUGUCCCUGUGAUGGGGGGGCUGGCGCUGUGCACUGCCACUGAGCUGAGCUUCAACGUCCUGGGGUUUUCGGCUGCGUUGUCCACCAAUGUCAUGGACUGCUUGCAGAAUGUCUUCUCAAAAAAGCUCCUGAGUGGGGACAAGUACAAGUUCUCGGCCCCGGAGCUGCAGUUCUACACCAGCGCAGCCGCCACGGCCAUGCUCAUCCCUGCCUGGAUCUUCUUCAUGGAUGUGCCUGUGAUUGGGAGGAGUGGGAAGAGCUUCAGCUACAGCCAGGACAUUGUGCUGCUGCUGCUGACAGACGGCGCCCUGUUCCACCUCCAGAGCGUCACCGCCUAUGCCCUCAUGGGGAAGAUCUCCCCAGUGACCUUCAGUGUCGCCAGCACCGUGAAGCAUGCACUGUCCAUCUGGCUCAGCAUCAUUGUUUUUGGCAACAAAAUCACCAGCCUGUCCGCCAUUGGCACCAUCCUUGUGACAGUGGGAGUGCUGCUGUACACCAAGGCCCGGCAGCGCCAGCAGGAGGCCGUGCAGAGCCUGGCCGCAGCGGGCACAGAGGCCCCGGGCCCCCAGGAGCCCCGACAGCACCACUGAGCACAGGACUCACUGAGCACAGGCUGCCCAACUGCCCCGUGCGCUGCACCGCCCCCCAGUGCGGGCCGGGCUGGAGGGGGGUGUGAGGCUCUUCUCCCUGGGACUCAUGUUUAAUGGUGAGUGCGGAGCACUGCAGGAGGGAGGGGGCAGGCGGCCACAGCUCACGGCCUGGCACACUUAAGGCUGCCCUGCGGUGACCGCAGCUCCUGGGUCAACCUGAAUGAGCGUGCCCCGCCUGGUGGUAGCUGGGAAGUUAUCACCAAGCCAGCGAAUCACAGAGACCCAUGGCUCCAGGCAGCCAGACCCAGAAACAAGGGCGGGGGUGCGGGGACUUAUUUCCCUCCCUGACUGCGCUUGGGUUUUCCUGAGGUCACCUGGGGACGCCAUUAAAUUGCCCGGGAAGGGCAGGGUCCCUUCUUGGCCUGGGCUGCCCUGAGUCCCCACCUCCUGCUGAUGCUGCCUGUCCUAUUCUGAGUCCCACGUGGGCAGAGCCUGGGUCCCUGAUGCUGGGGUUAGCAGCUCUGCCAUAUGUCUGUGCAGGGACACAUAGGACAGGGCAGAGCCUUCGUACCGAUUCAGUGACACUCUGUCUUAGCAAAGCAAGUGCCAAAGGUUUCGGGAGUCCCUGUGCAGGAGGUGAUGGCAUCCUGCGGGACCACGGCCAGGUGUGUGAGCCCCCCUCCUCGCCAGCUCAGGAGGGACAAAGGGGACCGUGCCCUGAGCCCUGGAGGCUGAGUUUUCAUUUCAUUCUUCAUCUCUGGAGUUCUGAGGGGGGCUUCGUUCUUCACCAGCCAGUCUUGGAGACCUUCUGCAUCAGCCUGAGCCCUGGGGCUCUUGGGCUGAAGCUGCUGGCACCGUCUAACUUCCCUUCCCUGCUCCUCAGGCCUUCGGUGCCCAUGACAGUCAUUUGUUUCCACUUGGCUUCCAGCCUGGAGAGUACAAAAGCAGCCCCUGCAGGAGGUUAACAUCUCAGAAAUAAAGAGCAAUAAUUACGCCUCAGUAACAUCUUCCUACUUGAAAGUCUGCCAUGAUGAAUAGAAAUGAGGCCUUUUAACCUGCAAGCCACCUUUUAAAACACUGCCCUCCUGUCUCUGGGACCAGCCAGCUGUGCAGUCUGCACUGAGGUCGCCUCUGCUGUGAAGAUGAUUUCACGACUUCAAAGAUGAUCUCGCCCAGGUUUCUCCUUCCUUUCCUCCAAAGAAAAUACAGUGGUGGCGGCCUGGGGAUGGAUGUGGGCUUGAUCUGCACAGCAAGCUCCCAAGCUUCUACAAGGAGGAAGAUGCAACUCUGUAGGCGUUAGUUGGAGGAGCCCCAGCCCUCCUGCAGACCACGCCUGAGGGUUCAGUGGCUUCCGAGUAUUGUUGGGAAUGCCUGGCCUGAGUGCCACAGUGGCUAGGAAGUGGCGUAAGAAACGAUUCCUCCUCCUCCUCCUCCCCCUCCUCCUCUUCCUCAACUUUCUCCUCCUUCCUCCCCCCCCCCAUUUUCCCCCAACCCCCGUAAACAAAAUAUUUUCUAAAGUUGUGAGCAAGUGAGGCAAUUUCCUGUGACACUCCUGAGACGCCUCCUCCCCCCAGGCUCUGGCCACACAUUCCUGCCCCAUCUCCUCACCACACCUUGCUUCCCACGUGUUGCUUCCCACAGUUGUCCCAGGACAGUUCGAAGCGCAGCCUGACCACUUAUGAUUGUACAGACAUUUUUUUAAAUUAAUGUUGUGUGGUACUUUUAUGUAGAAUAGUAUGUUCUCAUGUGCAGAAGCACUUGCACUGGGUGUUGUUACCUGGGUUAAUUCCUCCUUUAUCCAGGUCAUUGUCUGUGCCUUUGUAAGCUGGACAGAACUUCCAAGUGGGGCCUUCACUUGUUUGCCACAUAUUUGGAGGCAUACAAGUUUUGGAGUAUGGUUUAGUGCUUCAGCACUCUCCGGGGAGGUGUGAGCCUGGUAGCUCUGCUCAGACCCUCUGCCAGCCCUUUCGCUCUGGGUUGUUUUCAGGGAGGGUACUGCCUUUUGUCUGGGGUCCUCGACCAGGAUGCUGUCUAGGGCUCCCCCGUGGCUGUGUACUACCUGGCUUAUUUGUUGAAAUGAGCUGUUGCUAACUUUUUGCCCUGGUUGGCCUGAAACCUCCUAUCCCCACCUCCCAAGUGACUGAGGCUACAGCCAUGCACACAGCGCUGACCUAAAAAUACUUUUUUCUGUUAAUCAUAAAUUCCUCUAUAUCAACAUUAUAUAUCUGCUUAUGAAGUUGAGAAUACUCUUGCACAAUCCAAAAUGUGUCUUUAAUUUGAGAAAAAUAAACAUGGUGAAUCAGAGGCC